Molecule: messenger RNA, 2237 nt
Organism: Heteronotia binoei (common prickly gecko)
Lineage: Eukaryota; Metazoa; Chordata; Lepidosauria; Squamata; Gekkonidae
Gene: IGF2BP1
Product: insulin like growth factor 2 mRNA binding protein 1
Exons: 15
Coding region: 477-2207 (576 amino acids)
Biological process (GO): regulation of gene expression; nervous system development
Cellular component (GO): cytosol; nucleus; cytoplasm
Molecular function (GO): mRNA 3'-UTR binding
Source: RefSeq, a predicted model, not a curated record
GGAGACGUCCUGGGUGUGUGUGUAUGUGUGUGACACAUGAGUUGCGACUCAAAAGGAGUUGGGGGGGGGGGUCGCUGGGAAAAAAAAAGAGAGCCAUUUCUCCCCCAAGCCCGCCAUACCAAGUUGCAUCCCCUCCACCCUACUGAUUCUGCCAAACAGGGACCAUUUCUCUCCCCCCUUUUUCUUUCCUCUCAGAUUUCCCCCCCUCCUUUCCUUCCCACAACCCCAAAUAACUGGCUUUUCCUCCUUGCCGGGCCACCAAGACUGAAUAAGAAACUUUUUUUUUUGGAAGAGGGUAGUGGGAGGAAUUUUUUUAAAGCUAUCUAAGGGGGCUAUUCCCAAAGUUUCCGCAUUCCCCCCUCCUCCCUAUCACCACCACCCUCCUUUCCCACCCGGUGUGCGUGAGAUAUUUUUUUUUCUCUCCCACCUCCCUCCCUUUCGGUCCUACCCAACAUUUUGUGCGGAACGCAUCAGCCAUGAACAAGCUGUACAUUGGAAACCUCAACGAGAACGUGACUCCGGCGGAUCUGGAGAAAGUCUUCAACGACCACAAAAUCUCCUUCAGUGGCCAGUUCUUGGUGAAAUCUGGCUACGCCUUUGUCGAUUGCCCUGAUGACCAAUGGGCCAUGAAAGCCAUCGAAACUUUUUCGGGCAAAGUGGAGCUUCUUGGAAAACAUCUAGAGAUUGAACAUUCAGUACCUAAAAAGCAAAGAAGCCGCAAGAUUCAGAUACGAAACAUCCCCCCUCAGCUACGAUGGGAGGUUCUGGAUGGUUUGCUAGCUCAAUAUGGUACCGUGGAAAACUGUGAACAAGUGAAUACAGAUAGCGAGACAGCAGUUGUCAAUGUCACGUACGCCAACCGAGAGCAAACCAGACAAGCCAUCAUGAAACUUAAUGGACACCAGCUAGAAAACCAUGCCCUGAAGGUCUCCUACAUCCCCGAUGAACAGACGGUGCAAGGCGCGGAGAACGGGCGCCGGGGAGGCUUUGGCACACGGGGGGCCCCGAGGCAGGGUUCCCCUGUGGCUUCUGGAGCGCCUGUGAAACAGCAGCCAGUCGACAUCCCCCUCCGACUUCUGGUUCCCACCCAGUAUGUGGGAGCCAUCAUUGGCAAAGAGGGCGCCACCAUUCGCAAUAUAACCAAGCAGACACAGUCCAAAAUUGACGUGCACCGGAAAGAGAAUGCAGGGGCCGCAGAGAAAGCCAUCAGCAUCCAUUCAACACCUGAGGGCUGCUCUGCAGCUUGCAAGAUGAUCUUGGAAAUUAUGCAGAAGGAGGCAAAAGAUACCAAGACCGCUGAUGAAGUGCCUCUGAAAAUCCUGGCCCAUAACAAUUUUGUGGGACGGCUGAUCGGCAAAGAGGGCCGAAACCUGAAGAAGGUGGAGCAGGACACGGAGACAAAGAUCACCAUCUCCUCUCUGCAGGACCUGACUCUCUACAACCCCGAAAGGACCAUCACUGUGAAAGGCUCCAUUGAGAAUUGUUGCCGAGCAGAGCAGGAGAUCAUGAAGAAAGUGAGGGAGGCUUACGAGAAUGACGUGGCAGCUAUGAGUUUGCAGUCUCACUUGAUACCUGGUCUUAACUUAGCUGCUGUCGGCCUCUUUCCUGCCUCUUCUAACGCCGUGCCACCUCCUCCAAGUAGUGUUUCUGGAGCAGCCCCGUAUAGUUCUUUUUUGCCUCCUGAGCAAGAGACGGUGCACGUCUUCAUCCCCGCCCAGGCCGUGGGUGCAAUCAUUGGCAAGAAAGGACAACACAUCAAACAGCUCUCCAGAUUUGCAAGUGCCUCUAUCAAGAUUGCACCUCCAGAGACGCCGGAUUCCAAAGUGCGGAUGGUGAUUAUCACCGGACCACCGGAAGCCCAGUUCAAGGCUCAAGGGCGAAUUUACGGCAAGCUUAAAGAGGAGAACUUUUUUGGGCCCAAAGAAGAAGUGAAGCUGGAGACGCACAUCCGAGUACCGGCCUCGGCCGCAGGGAGAGUCAUUGGCAAAGGUGGCAAGACGGUCAAUGAACUUCAGAACCUGACAGCAGCUGAGGUAGUCGUCCCCCGGGACCAAACCCCUGAUGAGAAUGAGCAAGUGAUCGUUAAAAUCAUAGGGCAUUUCUAUGCCAGCCAGAUGGCGCAACGUAAAAUACGUGAUAUCCUCGCUCAGGUGAAACAACAGCAUCAGAAGGGACAGAACAGCCAGACGCAAGCGCGAAGGAAAUAGGAAGAUGCUUUACCCUGGGUGUGUGAGAAA